UGAAAAUAAAAAUUAAUGCAAUUGAAAAUGGCAGAAGCCAGUAUUGCAGUUGAUCAGAAUGAGUUCAGCUGUCCAAUCUGUCUGGAUCUACUGAAGGAUCCAGUGGCUAUUCCCUGUGGACACAGUUACUGUAUGAGCUGCAUUAAGAGCUGCUGGGAUCAGAAGAAUCAUGUUGGAGUUUACAGCUGCCCCCAGUGCAGACAGACCUUCACACCCAGACCUGUUCUGGGCAGAAACACCAUACUGGCUGAAGUGGUGGAGAAACUGAAGAAGACUGGACUACAAGCAUCUACUCCCACUGACCAUUAUGCUGGACCUGGAGAUGUGGAGUGUGAUUUUUGUACUGGGAGAAAACACAAAGCUGUCAAGUCCUGCCUGGUGUGUCUGGCCUCUUACUGUGAAACUCACCUCCAGCCUCACUAUGAGUCUCCAGCUUUUAAGAAGCACAAGCUGACUGAUGCCACUGGACGUCUGCAGGACAAGGUCUGUUCCCACCAUGACAAACCCCUGGAGGUCUACUGCCGUACCGACCAGCAGUGUGUCUGUCUGCUGUGUCUGAUAGAUGAACACAGAGGCCAUGAUACCAUCUCAGCUGCUACCGGAAGGGCAGAGAAACAGAAACAAAUGGGAGAGACACAGAAGAAACUUCAGCAGAGAAUCCAGAUGAGAGAGAAGGAGCUGCAGGAGCUGAGAGAGGCUGUGGGCUCAUUCACAAGCUCAGCACAGUCAGCAGUGGAGGACAGUGAGAGGAUCUUCACUGAGAUGAUCCGCUCCAUUGAGAGACGACGCUCUGAGGUGACAAAGCUGAUCAGAGAUCAGGAGAAGGCUGUAGUGAGUCAGGCUGAAGGACACAUGGAGAGACUGAAGCAGGAUAUUGAUGAACUGAAGAGGAGACACUCUGAGCUGGAGCAGCUUUCACACACAGAGGAUCACAUCCAUUUCCUCCAGAGGUACCAGGGUCUUCCUGUCACCCCAGAAGCUGGAUUUGAACCCAAAAUCUCAGUCUCUUCACGCUGCUCUUUGGAGAAUGUGUGGACUGUGGUCUCUGAACUGAAGGAUCAACUGGAGAAUGUUUGCAAAAAUAAAACUACAGAGAUCCAUCAUGCAGUUACCAAAGACACCGUCCUACCAGUAUUAGUGCCCAUGACCAGAUCAGAAUUCUUACAAUAUUCCUGUCAGCUCACUCUGGACCCCAACACAGCAAACGAAGAACUUCAUCUGUCUGAGGGGAACAGAGUGGUGACAUGGAAGAGAGAGACACAGUCAUAUCUUGGUCACCAGGAGAGGUUUGAUUCACGCCUCCAAGUGCUGUGUACAGAGGGUCUGACUGGGUGCUGCUACUGGGAGGUUGAGUGGAGCGGGGGAUGGGUUGGAAUAGCUGUCACAUACAAAGGGAUCAGCAGGAAGGGAUGGGGUGACAACAGCAGGCUUGGAUGCAAUGACAAGUCCUGGUGUUUGUACUGCUCAAGCUCCAGUUACUCAUUCUGGCACAAUAAUGUGCAAACUGCAAUAUCUGCCCCCCCCUCCCCCAGGAUAGGAGUGUACCUGGAUCAGGGGGCAGGAACUCUGUCCUUCUACAGCGUCUCUGACACAGUGACCCUCCUGCACAGGGUCCAGACCACGUUCACUGAGCCUCUCUAUCCUGCAUUUUAUCUUUGCAGCAGUACAGCCAAAUUGUGCUGAUUACGUUAACAGUCUGUUAAAUGUAUCCUAUAAAAUUAACUAAACAACUAACAUUAGAAAACAUGACUGCUGGCCAGCACUGGGAACAUCCUGGAUGGAACAGCCUUGUUUUUGUCACAGGUAUAUGUUAUUAAAUAGUAAUUUAUAUUUUUAGCGAGAUAAAAAUCUGCAUAAAUUCAGUAAUAGCGAUGCUUUUGGCAUGUGAAGUACCAGUAUAAAUUAUUAACAAUGAUUACAUUAAUGCAGAGAAUCCCUAACUUAUGCAGAUCAUGGAUUUUAACCAGUUAGAAUUUGGAAAACCAAAAAAUAAAUCAUAACUUUGCAGUAGUUUGCACUGUUUCCUUACCCUGACUUUCAUUCUCCAUAUUGCCAUUAUUUAAAUAUACCGUAACCCUGCAUAGCGUGCUCACAAACCUUGUGUGUGUUAUUGUAAAUAGUUGUAUAUAAUUAGCAUGUAUUGUGUUAUGGUGCUGCAGCGUCUGCUGUAGUGAUAAAUGUUAUGUGUGUAUAUAGUGAGUGACUGUGCUCACCAUGUGUUGUUGGGGUGGUCAGGGUUGUCAGCACUAGUCAGCAGAGUGAGUGGUUGAUGUUUGUACUUGGUGUUUGUUCUCAUUGUGACAAACACUGGUGUCGGAUGUGGGAUGCCAAAGCAGCCCCGCUGGUGCUACUGGAACACACACACUUCUCAAAAUUGUUUGGCAAGCCUGCUUCAGCCUGGCAGACCUGAAGGCGGCUGUGAAGUGCUGCUUGGGGGACGAUGGCGGCAAUAAGACAGUGAGGAACCGCAAGCUCCCCGGCAAGAGGCUAGUCUGCUGAUGCAGUGAGGAGAAGGGACACCGGACGUACCUCUGCCAAGAAGCUCACAACAGAGCCACCGGGAGACCAGCUGAGAGUGGCUCAGUGAGACAGUGGCUCACAUCCCUUGAUGCACCCUGAUCCUGUGUAGUGCACCUUUAAGCCAUUCCUGCUAACCAGCCGGGCAACUACUGGAGAAAAAGUGGGAUCUUCUGCAACCUCCGACUGCUUACCAGCGAGCCAGCGAGGUCUCACAGUACACUAGCUGUGAGAAGCCACAUUGCAGCCCCUGCUGCAUGUGCCACCACCAGAGGUAGCAGGCAGAGGCAGUGUUACUCGCUGCCACACCUUGGAGGCCCAGCUGGCCCGGGAGCACCGCGGGAAUGCCAGUACCAGCAGAACUUGGAGCAGCUGUGUGAGCCCACAGAACAGGAGUAGCAGGAGCUGCACUAUAAGUGCGUCAACUGCAGGGCGUGUGACUCCGACCGCCAGAAACAGCAGGAUGAGUCAGCAGAAGUGGCGCAAUUCGGAUAGAAGGAGACGUGUUGCAGUUUUGAGGCCCAGCCAGCUCAGGAACGCCGUGAGCUGGACAGCCUGCAGGAGCAAGGUGAGCAGGACCAGGAGCAGCGCGGCCAGUGCCAAUGCGACCUGGAUGGACUGUGUGUGGCUACCUGAUCGGGGGAGCAGGAGGGUCAGCAGAUUCCCAUCAAGCCUUGUAAGACAAAGGGCCGGUGCCUGGGAGGACCUACAAUGUCAGUACCUGCCAGCAGUCCAGCAUCGGCCAGCCUCCUGGUCUCCUCAGCCUCACCAGCACUCGUGAGCGGAUGGUUCCCCUCAUCAUCGGAGAUGGUGCACCAGUGGCUGCCACCAGAACUUUUGGACUUCCAGUUCCAGUGUUGAGGUGGGGGUUGGGUGUGGUGGUUUCUGGGAUGGUUGACCUUUGGGGAGGGGAUGUGUAAUGCUGGGAAAAUGGCUCCACGUAACAGAGCCCAUUUCCAUUUCCCGGCGUACUUGCAAGCCUUGAAUGUGUUAAUUUAAAUAGUUGUGUGUUAACAUGCUUUGUGUUAUUGUGUUGCAGCAUCCGCUGUAUUGAUAAAUGUCAUGUGUUGUAUAUAAUGUGAGCCUGUGCCCACCCAUGUAUUGUUGGGGCGGUCAGGACAGUCAGCACGAGCCAGCAGAGGGUGAAUGGGUUGAUGUUUGGGGUUUGUGCUCCUAUUGCAAUAAGGCUGCCUCGUCUGCUUCCUGCCACCACGAUACAGUACCUUGGCCUGUCAGUUAUUACAACAUAAUAUGUAAAACUGUGCCCCAUGCUUCCUGCAAUAGGCUCCCUGAGCUAUACUGUAUAAAAUGCUUAUAUAAAGUGGAUGGACAUUUAUACCCAACACAUUGUUAUUAACAACGAUUGUUAUUAGCAAGGGGCACUUGCAGUGCAGUAUGUAUGGAUCCCUGCACUUAAUUAGACUAUUGAGAGCCAGUGAGCUUCACUGAACUAAUUCAUUCCCUUGUCUUAGUUAAACCACGGGCAUGUUUAACAAAUUAAUUCCUUGGCAUUAGUUAGAUCGUGGUCACAUUUUAUUCAUUUGUUCCUGUGAUAUAUUAAAACGUGGGCACAUUUUACCGCAUAGCCUGCUUAUUGCCUUAUGCAUCGUGGGUACAAAUUAGCAUAAUUAGUAAAAGCAGAUGAGGAGACUUUGUUAAACGUCAUGAGCAGACCUCCGUAGUCUUCUGAAAGUGUUAGUGCAGAGCAAGUCCUCAAAGUCAGACACAGUCAAGGAAAGGUGGGGAAGCCUCUUCAUCAUCCCACAGUGCAGCCGAUAGCCCUCCACAAACCACAGCUAGGGGUCCAUUCUCCCAUCAAGCACUUAAGUCAAAAAUGCACUCAACAUGUAAGAGUAUUCUCCUCUCAUCAGUGCAGACACACUACUGCACUUAACCCAGCGAAGAAGAUGUGGCUGUGGAAGAAGUAUAAUUAAUUCAUCAACCAAGAAUAGGGGAGCUCUUCAUGAUUUUGGCACCAAGCAAAACAUGGAAAAUGGAUUACUUCAUUUACAGUGGCAACCUUGUUGAAAUCCGCAGAAACUCUUUAAAGUUUAACAUGAACGCAUGGUGGUAGCCUACUACGCUUAUUUUUGGUCAUUCUCACGAACAUGAGAAUCCUUCAACAAUAAAAUUAAAUGUUAUGGCGUAAUACAGUAUUUGAAUUUUGUGCAGAGCAAUUGACAUUCGCUGAACUUAUUAGAUACAUUAAUAUUAAGUAAAUUAUAGCUCUGAUUUACUGAUCCCUCAACCAUUUUUCCAAAAUAGGCACUACCCUAAGAUCA
Molecule: messenger RNA, 4799 nt
Organism: Brienomyrus brachyistius
Lineage: Eukaryota; Metazoa; Chordata; Actinopteri; Osteoglossiformes; Mormyridae
Product: E3 ubiquitin/ISG15 ligase TRIM25-like
Exons: 6
Coding region: 16-1683 (555 amino acids)
Molecular function (GO): zinc ion binding; protein binding
Source: RefSeq, a predicted model, not a curated record